AUCGAGAUAUCUGUUCAUAUCUAAAUACAUGGCUCUGCUUUGGUCUAUUCCAUUGAUAUUGUCAAACUGAACAUUACAUUGAACAUGUGAGUCAUUUAUCAGACGCUCUUAUCCAGAGAGACUUACAGUAGUGACUGGAUACAUUUUCAUACGUUGCAUUGGCAGGACAAUUCCAUUAGUAGUUGGGAGGAGAGCAGAAACAGCCUAACACCUCCACUGAUACUGUGUAACCUGUCUGCAGUCAACCAGCCAUCCAGACUGAAGUGAAGGCCUUGUUACAGAAUGAAAACACCUUCUCUUUCGUCGGCAUGGCAACCUGUAAACAUGUCAGUGGCGUCACAAUGUUGCACAACAGCAGCAGAACAUUGGAUGGAGGGUCAUUGUAUCAUUACACAGUGUCACUGUCUAUUCUACUGUAUUGGUACAUGUGGUAUUACAAUACAUUAGAAGAUCUGUAGACGGAAGCAUUGAAACAAUUUACCAGACAUUGUCAACUAGCAACCUGCUCUGUUUCAGUGCUGUUUAAAUAUCCCACUUAUUUUAUUCUGUUGUUAGAGGCCAUCAGUAGAGACAGUCAGGAAAAUAGUCUUUGGAGCAAGUUUUUUUUCUGUCAAACAUGGGAAGUGUGUCUAUAUAGCACCAUACGUUCUUCAGAAGCUGGACAGCAUAUGAAUAGAAUCCAUCUUCUCUCACCUCAAGACCAACAUCACACAAGAUGCUUCAGAACAACAACAACAACAAGCUGAUCUCCAGGCUCAAAGCGUCAGUCCACCAGCUGAACUCUCAGUCAGACUGGUGAAUGGGACCACUUCCUGUUCUGGGACAGUGGAAGUCUUCUACAGAGGAGAGUGGUUGGGUCUAUGUACUAGUGGGUUGUGGAGCAUAAUGGGAGAGACGUGGUUGUGGGACAUGAGAGAGACCAAGGUUGUGUGUAGAGAGCUGAAUUGUGGGAAUCCUGUAUCUGUAUCUAGAGGACCUCUGAUUGAAGAUGGAAGAAGAGGAGUCACACUAUAUAGGUGUAGUGGAGAUGAGUCUUCUAUUGGACAGUGUGACAUCACAGGAGGACCUGGUUUCUGUGAUGGUGGAUAUUAUCAUCAUGUGACCUGUUCAGAGUCUGUGCGGCUUGUGGAUGGAGCUGGUCUCUGCUCUGGGAGAGUGGAGGUGAAGUCCAAUCAGUCCUGGGCCUCAGUGUGUGAAGCUGACUUUGACCGGCAGGAUGCAGAGGUAGUCUGUGGGGAGCUUGGCUGUGGGGCUCCUGCAGCUCUACAGGGGGGGCUCUAUGGAGAAGGUGAGGGUCUGACCUGGGAUAAAGAGUUCCAGUGUAAAGGCAAAGAGUCCCUUCUCCUGGACUGUGACACCUCAGACAGAGAGAACAACACCUACCUACCUGGUAAUGCUGUUGGACUCACCUGCUCAGAGCCUGAUGAUGUGAGGCUGGUGGGAGGAGGCAGUCGCUGUGCUGGUGGAGUGGAGUGGUACGACCAGGGAGAGUGGAGGACUGUGGGAGCUGACUGGGAGCAGGAGGAUGUAGCUGCAGUAGUGUGUAGACAGCUGGGUUGUGGUUCCACUGUUUCAGUACUUCCUGGAAACACCACUAGAGGGUUUAGAGUUAUCUGUUCUGGGUCUGAGCCUUCACUGAGGGAGUGUAGAAGAAUGUAUUAUCUCCCUCCUGAACUCACAGUGAUCUGCUCAGAUCUCCUGGUCCAGCCUGAUAUCUUCCUGACUGACCCAAUGGGAGGGGUCUUCAGGGGCCACCAGGGGCCUGAGAUGUUCAGGGGCUACAACUUCACCAUCACCUGCUCCACUCAGCCACAGUACCCAGGAGGCUCCUUCCUCCUCACGUUCACCGGCUCCAACAGAACCCAGAUCCAGCCAGCUGUCAAUCACUCUGCUGCCUUCCUCUUCCCUGCUGCAGAUGACUCCCACCAAGGGAACUACAGCUGUGUUUAUGACAAUUAUGUUUUCUCUCAUAACUUCUCCUCUGAGAGUGAGCUCCUCCCCCUCGCCAUCACAGCCUCUCCUCUGCCAGCCUUCAUCAUCAGACACGUUGUAGUGCUGCUGAUCCUACUGACAACCAUCACCACCUCCUACCUGUACUACAAGGUAAAGACAUUUACUCAGACGUUACAAGUCAUUUAAACUAGAGGGAGAGGG
Oncorhynchus nerka (sockeye salmon) is the source of this 2154-nucleotide messenger RNA. Its product is annotated as CD5 antigen-like. Gene Ontology annotation, molecular function: serine-type endopeptidase activity. NCBI's taxonomy places the organism in Eukaryota, Metazoa, Chordata, Actinopteri, Salmoniformes, Salmonidae. The coding region runs from base 886 to 2139 and encodes 417 amino acids. Gene Ontology annotation, biological process: zymogen activation. The record is from RefSeq and is a predicted model, not a curated record. The transcript is spliced from 8 exons. Gene Ontology annotation, cellular component: plasma membrane.